CUAAGGACCACAACAAGUAUUUUUGUUGUUUACAGAAUCCAAUAGGUUGAGCAGGACCUAUAUCAGGACCUUCAAUCUCUCCAGUCUGGUUCUUAUGCCCUCUGCUGGUAACAUGUGUAUCUGGGUUCCUGCAGGCAAUUGAAAGGCAGCAGAAAAUGAUCUGGAGGUCAACAUCUCACUAUUCUCCAAACUGCUGUCAACAUGGCAUGACUAUAAGGAGACUACUGGCAAUCCAUUCUGUGUGGGUUGUUUUGCACUGAGGCAAUGGACAAAAGUAGAUGAAAGUGCUGAUAGAACUCCCAUGGUCCCCUGGGGCCAGAAAAAAACCCUUUGCUACUCAACCAGAACAAUCCAGGACUGGGAGGGCUAUUGUCAGACUGAUUUGUCCCAGUGACAGGGGUGUAGGGUGGACAAAAGACCGCCCCUGUACUAGGCAUUAUAUAAAUGGGUUAUCUCCAGAGUGCAACACACAGUUUACUGUAUAUCAUGGCAGUACGGGGCCCAUUUUUUCCACUGCUGCUAAUGCUGCUGGGUCUGGUGCAGGACAGAGACUCCACCCAUGCAUUCAACCCCAGUCACCUUCAACAGCACAAAGUCCUUGACUGGCCAAAGGACUGUGGCCUGGCUCAUUUCAAACCAAACACAGUGGAGCGCAUUGUGUCAGGCAACGAGGCAAGACCCCAUUCCUGGCCAUGGCAGGUCUCACUGCAGGUUCGUCCCAGAGGCAGUAAACAUUAUGUUCACGUGUGUGGAGGAACUCUGAUCCACAAGAACUGGGUUGUUACUGCUGCACAUUGCUUCCAAAAGGGCAAAGCAGAGGAUGCUAGCAGAUGGCGUAUCGUUGUGGGUAAGCAUCAGCUGAAGAGGGCAGAGUCAGCUGAGCGUAUUUUUCCUGUAAAGAGGAUCUACAGGCACGAACACUUCCGUUAUCCGGCCCACAGUGAGCUGGACUAUGACAUUGCAUUGGUCAAAGCUGGCACGGAUAUCCAGACCACUAACUUCAUCCGCUACGCCUGCCUGCCGCGCAAGCAGACCAACCUUAAACCAGGGCACUUGUGCUGGGUGACCGGCUGGGGAGACACAAGAGGUGGAAAAGAAAACAUGUCACUUGCUGAAACGCUGAACCAAGCUCGACUCCCAAUCAUUGACUAUAAGACCUGCCGACAGAAGAAGUUCUGGGGUGACCGUGUGAGAGACUCCAUGAUCUGCGCCGGGUUCAGAGACACAGAAGGAACCCCAGCUGCUUGUCAGGGUGAUUCUGGAGGCCCUCUGCUGUGUCAGCUGGAGCGUGACCACUGGGAGGUUCAUGGCAUCGUGAGCUUUGGUCCCAUUGGAUGCACGGUGGAGAACAAGCCCAGUGUCUUCACCCGCACAGCAGCCUACAUCCCAUGGAUAGAGGCCACACGCAUCAGGGACUUCUUCCUUCAUUGAUUUCUCAUCUCUGAGAAAUCCUUGCCCACAUCUGCAGGCACCAAAAAGAGUCAUUAUAACAUCUUUAGCUCCAUAUCUCGGUCAGGGUCUGGCCCAUGGACUUGGUAAACCAGUUGUGGUCCAUGUACUGGAGGCUGGUGUACAACAUAGCCACCAGUCACCAAAGUUAGGGUAGUUUGCGCUGCUUUGAGGGUCGUUUCUCUGCUGUACAUGUGCGAUUCUUAUGGGCUUCGCUGUAGCUCAUAACUGCAAAGUUUUUAACUGCUUUCAGUUAGCUAAGCGACAUUUUCUGUAAAACUAGAUCUGCACAAGUCCUGGCUAUUGUACAUUACACUCAAAAUGCUUAUUCGGUCUCAUUUUUCUAUAUGGACUUGCAUCUACUUUCGCUUUCUCUCUUGGGCAGUCCAGUGCUCAGUCCUUAAGGUGCUUUUUGACGGUUUCAAUUAUUGACAGAAAUAUCUCAUAUAUUUUACCUGCUACGGCGAGGCAGUUUCCCUUUGACGCUGAACAGAGAGUAAGAAAUCUCCACACAGAUUGGAAAUGUUAUACUUCACACUUUAUAUAGCCAGAAUCAGAAAUCAGUUUGUUCCCCCAAGAUACUUUAAAGGUAAAUUUUGUCCAAAAAAGAAAAUUCUGUCAUCAUUUACUCUACCCUAAUUUUGUUCCAGACCUGUACAACUUUCUUUUUAAGGCUGGAUAGCAGCCUCUGUCACCAUACACUUUCCUUGUACCUUUUUUUCCACAGUGAAAGUGAAUGUUGACUGCAGCUGUCAUUCUGGACAUCUUUUUUUUUUUGUUCCACAGAAAAAAGAAAAAUUAAAGUCAUAUGGGUUUGGAACAACAUACGGGUGAGCAAAUGAUUGGAUAAUUUUUGUAUUUUUGAGUGCGUAAUCCCUUUAAUAUCAGUUGAACAAGUUGUGGAAAUGGGGGCUUUAAUGAAUUAUAUAAUUUAAUAUAUGCAUCUACAUAACUACUAAAACUACAAAGAGUGUCUGGGGUAGUGGUGCAAUACUGCUUGGAUAAUUAAGAAUAAAUUAUAGAACAAAUAAUGCUUAUUCUGGUUGAGAAAUAAUCCUUUCAAAAUAUUAUGUGGAUAUCAAAUAUAUCUAAAGUAGCUGAAGGAGGGACAAUAUUCUGCAGCAAUAUGGUAAUUAUCAUUCAUUAUUCAUCUGUACUCGGUACAUUUACUUGUCUAA
Molecule: messenger RNA, 2627 nt
Organism: Xyrauchen texanus (razorback sucker)
Lineage: Eukaryota; Metazoa; Chordata; Actinopteri; Cypriniformes; Catostomidae
Exons: 7
Coding region: 445-1431 (328 amino acids)
Biological process (GO): proteolysis
Molecular function (GO): serine-type endopeptidase activity
Source: RefSeq, a predicted model, not a curated record